CUACGCCCAUUUGUAUUUACUAAAUAAUAAAAACACAUUUAAAACCAAAUAUUGCUUCGAUAAGUGAAUAAAUUAAACCAAUAGCCAUGUAUUAAGCAGACUUAUGUAUAAGGAACCGUUAGCUCCAGAGAAAUAAAGAUAGAAAGGUGAACAAGAGCCCGACAAAGUGACCAGUUGGCUAUGGCAGCCAGGCCUACAUUAAAGAUAAAGAAAUUAAAGUUACUGUAUUUCUGUCUUUUCCUGUUUAUCCUUCUCUUCUUUCGUUCUCUUCCUCCCCUGGGCGCCAGAGUGUUUAGGUUUCCUUGACAUUAUGAUGUGCAAAUAGAUAGCUAUCCCCUCUCCGGUCAGAAUGAUGUAUCAAGUGGGUAAUUAAGGAAACUCGCCCCUCCCAACCUCCCGAUUUAGGGUAGAGUCUAUGGGGGGGAGGGGGGUAUUAGUCUGGCUCUCAGUAAAUUUUUGAUUUCCAAGUGGUGUUAUCAACGGCCGUAAAUCUACAACCAAUCAGAGCAACGUUUUUUAUGAAAAUGCCUCAACGGAAAUCCUCUGUAUAGUCAUAUCGAACCUGAAUUCCGCAAUUCCGUCGCUCAGACUAGGACUUCAGACUACAGAGCGUAAACGUUCAUUAACACAGACUGGAGUCAACAUCUUCCAAACGCCCUGUGCCUUAAUCGGACUAUUGCAGUAAGCCUGGGGAAUGUCCUCCUGGGAGAUGAUGAAGCUUCUUGUUCUGCUGCUGGUGUUCUGUUGGAUGGCCUGCGUAGAGGGAGAUGAACCUCCAGGUUAGAUCUUACGGUCUACCUGUGAGAUGUACACAGAUAUGAAGACUUUUUUUGUCACUGAGGGGGAGGCUCUUCGCAUCGUACCAGAUGGUCUGCAGGGGGGCAAUUGGAACGACUCCCAACAUGACCUGUUCACCUGGCACCGCCAGGAGGGAGAGACCAAUAUCUCCUCCUCAGAGGAGGAGCGGAUCCAUCAACAUGGCCCUGCCCUCUUCUUCCUCCCUCUAUCCAUCAGCGACACCGGUCACUACAUUGCCCGGUAUGACAGCCAGUAUCUAUACCACCACAGGCUCGACUACUUGGGGAAAUGCCACAUCUUCUACGUUCCUCUGCUUGUGACCAGCGAUCCCCUGGAAACUUUCUACACCCCCAUCGAGAGCUCUGACCCUAACCCCCAAGUCUCCUGUCCGGAGCAGGUCACGGAUGUGUGCAAAGACUUCAGAGGAGUUCUCAGCUGGUACCAGAACUCCAGUCUGAUGGUGGGGGAGAAACUCCCUACACUGCAGCUGCAAGGACACACCAUGGCGUACAUGGCCGUGUACAAGUGUGUGUGCACGUGGAAACACAAUGAGAAGCCGUACAACUCCACGGCCUCCAGAGAGCUGAAGAUGAUGGAGCAGCCGGCUAAUCAGGAUAUCCAAAUCAUCCUUCCUACCACCACAGAGCUGACCGUUCACCCAGGUUCCCCGCUGGAGAUCCAGUGUGUGGCCUUCUUUGGGACCAACUUCAAAAGUCACUGUGAAGUUCGCUGGGAGAAGAACAACCACAGUAUAUCUGGGAUGGAGGGUUACCAGCAGACCUUCUUCAGGGAGACAGUGGAGUCAUCCAAGAAGAGCUUUUGCUCCUCCACCCUUACUAUUGAGAAGGUCCAGGGGUCCGACCUCCAAACCUCCUUCAGGUGUAGGGCCUCCAACCACAGAGAAACCAGAUUCCACACUCUCAGCCUCAAGCUUGCAGAAUCGAGGAGCUACCUUGUGGUUGCGGUGGUGUGUGUCAGCAUUGUGUUCCUGUUAGCCGCCCUCACCAUCAAAUACUUCUUUAUGGACCUGGUUCUGUUUGGCAGAAGGUUCCUGAAAUGCUGCAAGGCCAGCAGCGAUGGGUUGCUGUACGACAUCUACGUGGUGUACCACUCUCAAGAGAAGAGUGAGGGGAUCCUGAACCGCUUCCUCUCCCAGGCCCUGCCCCACGUCCUGGAGCAGAAGUGUGGCUACAGGGUCUUCACCCAUGGCCCUAACGCCACACCCAGAGCAGACCGGUUGGAGGUGGUGAAGGAGUACGUGAGGCUGUCCAGGAGGCUGAUGGUGGUGCUCCCUCCGGGGUUAGAGAUCCAUGAGACCCUGGGCUCUUCCCCCAGCAGCCCUGUAGGGGAUGAUGUUGAGUGGCAGGUAGGGCUCCACGAGGCCUUGGCCCAGGAUACGAGAGUGAUCCUGGUCCAGCUGGGUGAGGUGGGACCCCAGGGCUACACCCAUCUCUCCCCCACCCUGCAGAACUUUAUCCACACUCGUUCCCCCCUCUGCUGGUUGGAGGACUCACCAGGCGCCGCAGACUGGAACUCGCGUUUCUGGAAGAGGGUGCGCUACGAGAUGCCCAUCGUGUCCACCAAACCCUCUUCUCUUUCUGUUUUGUGAGAGGUUCUUGGGUAAUGAAGUUUACCAUGAUGUUAAUAAUGUUGAGUAUCAGUAUCACUAUUAAUUAUUCAAACCGAAAACUGGAGAACGCAGACACAGGAGAUUUAAUGAAGAAAGCCCUGAUUUAUUAAUAAACGGGGAGGCAGGAAGAUGGGUAGGGUUCUUCAAUGGAGGGCAUUCAUAACAUAGGUCAGUAAGAACCUCAAAAAGUUUCAAGAAAAACCAUGGAGACGUAUUUAAAUUCCAAACGAUGCGCAACCAUUUGCUCACUUUGUUUACAGAGGUCUAGAGUCACAAGUGAGCAAAUGAUUUAAAAAAAAAUUAUAGGCCAACGUAUUUAACGAGGAACCAGUGAUUAAAUUGAGGAACUGAAAAUCCCUGCUCACUGGUUGGAAAUGUUACAUACGAUUGGUGUUAUACAACUGUUUAAGCGACCUUGAGUGUGAUAAAGGUGCUGUAUAAAAUAAACAUAUUUUUAUUAUUAA
Molecule: messenger RNA, 2892 nt
Organism: Gadus macrocephalus (Pacific cod)
Lineage: Eukaryota; Metazoa; Chordata; Actinopteri; Gadiformes; Gadidae
Product: interleukin-1 receptor-like 1
Exons: 12
Coding region: 806-2407 (533 amino acids)
Biological process (GO): signal transduction
Molecular function (GO): interleukin-1 receptor activity
Source: RefSeq, a predicted model, not a curated record